Molecule: messenger RNA, 1280 nt
Organism: Drosophila gunungcola (fruit fly)
Lineage: Eukaryota; Metazoa; Arthropoda; Insecta; Diptera; Drosophilidae
Product: pyridoxal kinase
Exons: 3
Biological process (GO): pyridoxal 5'-phosphate salvage
Cellular component (GO): cytosol
Molecular function (GO): pyridoxal kinase activity
Source: RefSeq, a predicted model, not a curated record
UCGCCGGUCACUCGACGCGGAAAGUUCCACGGAAAAGCACUGAGAAAAUGGCAGAGGCAGCUACUCCGGGACAUCAAGCGGGUUCUAUCCAUCCAGAGCCAUGUGGUCCACGGCUAUGUGGGCAACAAAGUGGCCACCUAUCCGCUGCAGUUGCUGGGCUUCGAUGUGGACCCGCUGAACUCGGUGCAGUUUUCCAAUCAUACCGGCUAUAAGACCUUCAAGGGUCCCGUCUCCAACGAGAAAGAAUUGGCUACCAUUUUCGAGGGUCUGGAGGAGAACGAGCUGCUGCCGUUGUACUCGCACCUGUUGACCGGUUAUAUCGGAAAUCCCCUGUUCCUGCGACAGGUGGGCCACAUUGUUAAGAGGCUGCGACAGGCGAAUCCCAAUCUGGUGUACGUCUGUGAUCCUGUGAUGGGUGACAACGGGGAGCUGUAUGUGCCCAAGGAGCUGCUUCCCGUGUAUCGGGACGAGAUCAUUCCCCUGGCGGACAUCCUCACCCCCAACCAGUACGAGGUGGAGCUGCUCACGGAGAAGGAGGUUCGCAGCGAGGCGGCCGUUUGGGAGGCCAUGGAUUGGUUCCACAAGCGCGGCAUCAAGACGGUGGUCAUCUCCAGCAGUGACCUGGGCCAGCCAGGCGUUCUGCGGGCCUUCCUUAGCCAGCUGAAUGGACCCCGCCUGGCCAUCGAUAUACCGAAGCAGGGCGGCAAGGAUCUGGUCUUCACCGGCACUGGGGAUCUCUUCGCCUCGCUUUUUCUGGCCCACAGCCAUGUCAGCAAGGACGUGGCCAGUGUCUUCGAGAAAACCAUCGCCAGUCUGCAGGCGGUGAUCAAGCGCACGGUGGCCGCCCUGCCAAAUGGAGGAAACGGUCCCGUGAAGGCUGCCGAGCGGGAACUGAAGUUGGUGCAGUCCAAAGUGGAGAUCGAAAAGCCUCAGGUGCUGCUGAAGGCGCAGCGACUAAACUAAACCUGGAGGGAAGCCAAUCAGAUCAACGAUUACCUUAAAUAUAUGUGCUCAUUGUACUUGUUCACGGACAAUAACCUUUUGAUACCUUAAGAUCGGCAUUUGUAUGCAUUGUUAUAACGAUAUAUUAUCAUCUUAAACCGGGAGAGUGACAAGUUAAGUACCAUAAACAAUUGAUAAACAGUUGAGAACAAAUAUAUGCCUAUUGUGCUCAUGAUGCGGACAAGCUUUGAUACCUUAAGUUAAACAUUUAUAUGCAUUAUUAUAACUAUCUAUUAACUAUACAAAUAUAUAUGUGUGUGACCAUUGUAAAACUAAAA